This is a messenger RNA of Pipistrellus nathusii (Nathusius's pipistrelle), 558 nucleotides long. The record is from the annotation of a GenBank genome assembly. NCBI's taxonomy places the organism in Eukaryota, Metazoa, Chordata, Mammalia, Chiroptera, Vespertilionidae.
AUGGCGGCGGUGCCCGCGCUGCUGGUCAUGGGCGUGAGCGGGUCGGGAAAGUCAACCGUGGGCGCCCUGCUGGCUUCUGAGCUAGGAUGGAAAUUCUAUGAUGCAGAUGACUACCACCCAGAGGAGAAUCGAGUGAAGAUGGGGAAAGGGAUUCCACUGGAUGACCAGGACAGGAUUCCAUGGCUUUGCACCUUGCAUGACAUUUUACUCAGAGAUGUAACCUCAGGACAGUAUGUGGUCCUAGCCUGCUCAGCUCUGAAGAAAGUGUACAGAGACAUCUUAAUACGAGGAAAGGAUGGUGUACCUCCGAAGAGUGAUGCGCCCGGGAAGGAAGGAAAGCCAGCUGAGGUGCAGCUCCUCGUGGUCUAUCUGAGUGGGUCAUUUGAGGUCAUCUUUGGACGCUUACUCAAAAGGAAAGGACAUUUUAUGCCCUCCGAAUUAUUGCAGUCUCAGUUCAAUACUCUGGAACCCCCCUCAGAUCCAGAAAAUUUCAUCCAAAUCAAUGUGGACAAAAGUCUUCCAGAGAUAAUUGCCAUAAUUAUGGAAGCUCUCAAAUGA